UAAGAUUCUUUGUCAGAUUAAUUUAAUUUAAUAAAAUUUAUAUUUCUGACAUGUUCUGUUACGUUUGAUACAGAAGAAUAAUCGGAAGAGAAUGCUUCUCGACAUCUCCGACCACGACGCUGGCACUAUAUAAUAAGUAAUAACAUUCGUAUAAAUCAAAUAUUGAACUUUUGUAACAAAAAAACAAAUUCAGUAAUUUAAUUUUUUUUUUUACCAAAAUAUUAAGGUAGAGAGAGGAAGAAGAGCGAAGUUUGCUCCCACCCAUUAUCUCUCUCUCAGAAAAUUAAAAAAACAGAUUCAAUUGUUGCACGUUCUUUCCUCAAUUUGAUUUUGAUUUACAACCAAAAAAGACCUUUAAGUUUCUUUUGUGGGUCUAUCAAAAAACCGAAACUUUUCUCUUUCUUUCUCGAGAAAAAUUACCUUUUUUUCGUUUCUUAUUACGAAGAGAAAGAGAGAGAUUGUUAAAAACGGUUCAAACACAUAGAGAAUUUGAAUGAGAAGGAUCCGAUCAACAAAAACUAAAACUUUACGACGAUGCUGCAGAGAGCUGCGAGUAAUGCGUAUUCAUGGUGGUGGGCGAGUCAUAUCCGAACCAAACAAUCUAAAUGGCUCGAACAAAACCUUCAAGAUAUUGAAGAGAAGGUUCAAUAUGUGUUGAAGCUGUUACAAGAAGAUGGAGAUUCGUUUGCGAAACGUGCAGAGAUGUAUUACAAGAAGAGACCAGAGCUCAUUAGCUUUGUUGAAGAAUCUUAUAGAGCUUAUAGAGCUUUAGCUGAACGUUAUGAUCAUAUUUCUACAGAGCUUCAAAAUGCUAACACCACGAUUGCCUCUGUUUUUCCUGACCAAGUCCCAAACUUUGCCAUGGAUGAUGAUGAUGAUGUGUCUAGAUUCGCCAAAAGAUCGAAUAUUUCUGGUGCUAAUGUCCCUAAUGUUCCGAAAUUGCCUGUUAAGGAUUUGAAGAGCGCGGUUAAAGUGGCUACGAAGAAGCUUCAGCCGAGGAAAUCUAUGAAGUACACGGGUGGUUCUACGAAUGUGGUUGUUAAGAGCUCGGGUUUGAGUAAGCCUGAGGCCAUGGGGGAGAUUGAUAAGUUGCAGAAAGAGAUUUUGGCCUUGCAGACGGAGAAGGAGUUUGUGAAGAGCUCUUACGAGAUUGGUUUGUCUAAGUAUUGGGAGUUUGAAAAGGGUAUUAAGGAGAAACAAGAGAGGAUCUGUGGUUUGCAGGAUGAGUUUGGUGAGAGUGUUGCGAUUGAAGACGAUGAAGCUCGGAGAUUGAUGACCGAGACUGCGAUAAAGUCUUGUCAGGAGAAGCUAGUGGAGUUGCAGGAGAAGCAAGAGAAGUCUUAUGAAGAAGCUAGAGAAGAGCAUGUGAAGAUUAAGGAGUCUAAAGAGAAACUAAGAUCUAUGGCAAGCCAGUUUUUAGGAGACGAAAGUGUCUUUGCAAAAGACGAUGGUGAUGAAGUUAGAAGAACAGAAGAGUUGGAGCAUGAGAUCAAAGAGAUGUCUAGAAAGAAGAAAGAGUUGGAAUCUGUAAAGGAGAAGAUUAGAGAACAUUUUGAGUCUGGUGCGAAUUCAUCGCUCAACGCUACAGAUAUGGCUGAGAAAGUCGAUGAGCUUGUGAAUAAAGUGAUUAGCUUGGAGAGCGCGGUUUCCUCGCAGACUGCUUUGAUACAGAGACUAAGAAACGAGACCAACGGUCUUCAGACACAGAUCAGUACUCUUGAGACAGAUAAGGCUUUGUUAGCAGACGACAAGAGUGAUCUGAGGAAUAAGCUGAGGGAAAUGGAAGAGAAACUCAAGGCAUUGCAGGAUUUGGACAGAAAUGUUUUGGACAAGAGUAGCAACCUGCAGACACAUUUUGAUGACGCUUGUCAUAACCUCGAUAACCUCUCUGGUGGGAACCUGCAUGAGGUGAAGCCAGAGAGCGAGUCUGGUAACUUGGCAAUGAAUCUGGAAUCGCAGAAAGAUCUGGAAGGUGAGAAGAGGACUUUAGACAUCAGUGAAGAGACAAAGGAACAUCAAAAGGAAAUGGGUGAGGAGAAGAAAGAAGCACCUGAGAAGAGUGUAAAAUUCGAGCAGACCCACAAUGCGACAAUAGAAGCAGAAGAUAUUAUCAUCCCAAGUACAAAUCCAGAAACUGUUUCGGAAUCUACUGAAAAAGUAGAUUCUGAUUUAGAGAAGCAAGGUGCAUCUGAUAAUACAGAUUCUGUUCUUGAUAAUGUUUUGGAGAAGCAAGGUGCGUCUGAUACGACAGAUUCUGUGCCGAAUAAUGUUGUAGAGAAGGAGAUAUCUUCUAAAGAAUCUGAUAUCACUUUCAAUAGUGAAGAACAAGAGGAUCGAAAGGAGAAAGAAAGUGAACCAGAUUGGAAAGAGAUGUUCAUGAAGGGAAUGGAAAACAGGGAAAAGCAUUUGCUUACAGAGUACACGGCUAUUCUCAGAAACUACAAGGAUAUGAAGAAAACUUUGGAUGAAACCAAGACAAAGAUGAAGACAGAAAAUGCGACAAAAGAUGAUGAGAUCAAGCUACUAAGAGAGAAAAUGAGCCUCCUGCAGAAGGGUCUAGGAGACAGUAAUGACUUGAUGGAAAACCAAUUGUCAAACGACGACUAUUCGAUCGGUUUCAUGGCUGCAGAAAACCAGAACAUGUCCCUGGUUGAGGAACAGUUCAGGUUGAAUAUUGAUGAGCUUCUAGAAGAGAAUUUGGAUUUCUGGUUAAGGUUCAGCACAGCAUUUGGACAGAUACAGAGCUACGAUACUUCAAUCGAAGAUUUACAAGCCGAGAUAUCAAAGCUUGAGCAAAGAAGAAAGCAAGAUGGAAGCAGCACAGCCAAAUAUGCCCUGAGAUCAGAUGUUCGACCACUGUAUGUACACUUAAGGGAAAUAAACACAGACCUGGGGCUCUGGCUGGAGAAAGGUGCUUCCUUGAAAGAGGAACUGAAAUCCAGAUUUGAGUCGCUGUGUAACAUACAGGAUGAGAUAACAAAAGCCCUGAAGUCAAGUGCUGAAGACGAUGAUUUCAGAUUCACGAGCUAUCAAGCUGCUAAAUUUCAAGGUGAGGUGUUGAACAUGAAGCAGGAGAACAACAAAGUGGCAGACGAGUUACAGGCCGGGUUAGAUCACAUUACCACGCUUCAACUCGAGGUUGACAAGACUCUAGGAAAGCUGAUAGAGGAGUUUGCUCUUUCGGGUUCAAAGAACAAAUCUGAUCUUGAUCUCCAGCAUUCAGAUAGCCGCUCAAGAGUACCCUUAAGGUCAUUCAUCUUUGGCUCCAAACAGAAGAGAGCAAAGCCGUCCAUAUUCUCCUGCAUGCAUCCCUCACUAUAUAGAAAGAUGAAGACUUCUACAUAGAUUCAUGGAGGAUUUGAUUCAUUCGUGUCUUUUUUACCUGUAUUUCCCUGGGGAGGUUGACCUGUUUUUAUCCCCCAUUCCCUCUCUUCUUUUUUUCGGUUUGCGAGAUUGAAACAAUAGCUUUUGUGUGUUGGUUAUAUCCUUUUUGAGUAUUGUAGAUUGUUCACAGUUUGUAACUGGUGAAGCAAGAGGAAUGUCUUCAGGCUUUUUACAUUUUCUUUGUUUUCAUCAAAAUUUGUAUGUUCAGAACCAUUACAGGAAACAGAGUUUGUGAUUUUAUGUAUUUU
Molecule: messenger RNA, 3632 nt
Organism: Arabidopsis lyrata subsp. lyrata
Lineage: Eukaryota; Viridiplantae; Streptophyta; Magnoliopsida; Brassicales; Brassicaceae
Product: protein NETWORKED 2D
Exons: 3
Coding region: 535-3345 (936 amino acids)
Molecular function (GO): actin binding
Source: RefSeq, a predicted model, not a curated record